Rotaria sp. Silwood2 is the source of this 285-nucleotide messenger RNA. Lineage: Eukaryota; Metazoa; Rotifera; Eurotatoria; Philodinida; Philodinidae. The record is from the annotation of a GenBank genome assembly.
AUGAGUGCGUCGGCUACAAGUGACAGUAAUACAAAUGAAACAACACCUCCAAUAUCCGAAGCUGAAGAUAUGAAAAUGUUUCAAGCAGCAAGACGAGCUGGUCGACGAAAUGCUCUUGGUGACCUUAGUGAACAAUUUACACAAGGUGAAUUUGAUUUCUAUAAAAAAAAAAAAAAAAAAACUUUUCGUUUAAAUAAAUUAUAUUUCCUAGUCGAUCAACCAAUAUCAUCGUCAGAAGUUGAUAAAAUGGCACCUCAUUUUCAAUCAAUGUCAAUCAAACAUUAA